UCUGUAUUCAGUAUUUCCUUCCUUAAAGGAACUUUGUGUUAGUUUGAUUAUUAAGUUUGUGUGAAGAUCAGGCAUGUGGUUGUAAUAUGGAGCUGUUUAUAUUAUUUGGAAUUACUAUUUGCGGUCAAGUGCUCGGGAUAACUUUGUCAGGAAACGGGACAUCUGGAGGUUUCACAGUCCAUGAAAACUCAUCACUGCAACUGACGUGCUCUUCGUCUACCGAUUUUAAGUAUGCAAGCUACAAUAGAAGAUAUACGGAUAAAACUCCCGAUAUUAUAACCGCAGUAGGGUACGGCUCAUCAGGAUGUGCAACGGACCCCACACCGCCGGCGUACCUUAGCUGCUCCUGUGUCAGUAAAAGGGAGUACGUCUGUGUCAUUCGGAACGUCACUAGAGCUAUGAACGGGGACGUUUGGUUUUGUAUUCCUCCAGCAGAUAAUACAAAUAGUAACAGUGGUGAUAAAACAAUCGUCGUAACAAUCGGUAUAACUGCGGUGUCUAUGGUAUUACCAUCGGACCACUCCGUCUCCGUCAUAAACAACACGACAAGGCAGUUUCGAUGUGAGACGUCUGCCGGGAACCCCCAGGCCUCCGUGGAGUGGUACAAGGAUAACGGUACACUGGACAGGGCGGAUGACACUCCGAUAACUACCGGGAUAGAGACAGACACUAGCGCAAGUGGUACUAUUAUUGUGACUAUCGGUAAACUGACGUUGACUGUGCAGAGAAACGAUCAUGACGUGGGCGUAUACUGCAGGGCAAACAACGGCGGGGAUUGGCUUUACUCAUCCAGCGCUGUCUUAGAUGUUCAGUACAAACCAUUGACCCCGAAAGUAUUCUAUAAGCAUUCCGAAGUAACCUACCCUGUACGGGUAAUAUCCGGUCGUUCUAUCACGCUCACCUGCAGCAGCACGGGAAACCCGAGCCCCACUUACACGUGGACUUUCCCUGGCAGAGGCUCACAAAGUGGACCCAUGCUAACACUGGCUAGCGUGCAGACCGCGCACACAGGAGAUAUCGCGUGUAUAGCAAUGAACAUGCUGUCACCUACUGGAGGGACAACGGUUGAAAAAAAGAGACAAGCAACCAUAAACCUUCAAGUUCUGUAUUCGCCUCGUGCACCAUCAUGUACCAUAGGCGGGACUUCUAUCUCGACCACUGCUAUACUCGUGGAAGGCAUAGACCGCAACAUCAGCUGCAUCAGUUCCGCCAACCCGCCCUUGAUUUCGUACACAUGGUCAACUCCUGGACGUGGACAAGUGUCUGGAGCCAGCUUAUCUCUGGUCAAUGUCCAGCACCCCGCCGACCAAGGCCAGUACACUCUGACGGUUACAAACACAAUGGAUCCCACAGGAGAAAAUACGGAAACAGGAACUGGCAACACAAUGUUCUCAGUGGAUGUUCAAUUUGGUCCUCAAGUACAACCUACGGGGACCCAUGACAUAUUAAGGGGUAGAGAUUUAAACUUCAAAUGUCCGUUUGUCUCUGGAAAUCCUGCUAAAACAUCCUUUGUCUGGACGAGAUCAAUUGACAAAAGACAAUGGAACAGCCAGAUUGUCAGUAUCACCUCUGUGCAGAAAUCGGACGACGGAAUUUAUACGUGCACCGCUACGAACCACAUGACGCCAACUGGAUCUCCCGGCCUGACAGGAAAUCACAGCGGAACCUUGCACCUUAAUGUUCAGUAUAAAUCUGUCGUCAGUGACUUUCAUGUUACUGAGCACAUCGGAAAUUUCAACGUUACCAAAUCAGAGUACAGCAAUGUGAAGUUUACUUGCACUGUGGAUAGCAAUCCUCAAGCAUCCAUCAAUAUUCGAAAGGAAGGUGAAAUAAGGAGAUCCGUCAAUAAUUCAACACAGCUUGAAUACACUAUUGCAAACCUUACAUGCUGGGAUGCCGGGCUGUAUACUUGUGAUGGCAGUAAUGAGUUUAACACCGACACUCCUUCGAGGAAGAACUUGAAGUUGCUUGUAACUUGCAAACCAAGGCGUCCACCUGGCGAGGAUACACAGUUGACAUUUACAGCCCGACAUCACGAACAAGUAGCAUUGAAGUACACUGUGUUUGCGUAUCCGGUCCCUAGUCCAUCACAGUUUGUCUGGAAAAGAUGCAAGACAACUUGUGCUCAGUUAUCAAAUUUCCCCGGGAAGUAUGAAAUAAAAACGACAGGGUUGUCUAGUAAUUUGACCAUUUUGGAUAUCGAGACUGGUGAUUACGGCGUGUACAGUAUUUCGGUUAGCAAUGGAAUUGGCAAGGAUCUUGUCGAAAAUAUAUAUCUCAAGCCAGCAGGGCCACCAGAUCCACCGACGGAAUUCCAUGUAAUUGAGGAAUCUAUCGGAGAAACACAAGCAAUACUAACAUGGAUACCUGGAUUUAAUAACGGUUUAAGUCAAACCUUUCAUUUAUCGUAUGGAACAUUGAUUGAAUUCGCAACCAUAACUAAAGUUAAUAUUUCUCAUAACGAAUUCGAAAAAAGCAUCAACUAUACAAUAAACAAACUGGAACCUGAAAAGCAGUACUAUGUGGAACUUUUCGCUUCUAAUGCCAAAGGGAAAUCCAUGAGAGUCAACGCAACAUUUACUACAUUGGUGCGCAUUGUUAAUCCAAUGGGUCCAUCAGCUGCUAUAAUUGGAGGAUCAAUCGGAGGUGUCAUUUUCGCAGUGUUGAUUGUUGGAGGCGUAAUUUUGGGCGUUAUAAAAUUAAGAAAACUCGGCCAAAAGAAAGACAGAGAAAUGUUGGCCGGCAAUCAACGAGUAGAUGCCCUUUCUCAUCAUGUCGACGGGGAUGCUGAUAUUCCGGAUGUUGUUGAAAAUACAAUGUAUGUCCCUGCUGAAGACAUAUCACGACAAAUCAACACUUCAGGCGCAGAUGCCUUGUAUGCACAACCAAAUAAAACUAAGGCGUCAAGUUCAGCAGCUGCUGCAAAGAAGCAUGGAAAGAAGGCAUAUGAAAACAAAAUAUUUGAAGAUUCAUCGCUCGAAAAUCACGAGCUUACAGAAAAUAAGGUACAUAUAGUUUAUGUAAAAUCAAAGGCGCUAAAACAGUUUAUGCUCACUUAUGAAAUAAAAAGGGUCAAUUCCAAAAAUUCAAAAUUAUUUUAUUAUUUUGCCAUACUUUUGCCAUGAGUUUUUUGUUUUGUUUGUAAGACUCCUACCGUUGUUGGGAGCAAGCCGAGGUGAUUACGACUCUAUUUGACCGUUCCUAGGCGGUAUGUUAUAUAUCUUUGGCGUUUACCCUGUGGCGUUAAACGUGGUUUAUGUAUUUACGUUUGGCAACUGAGUUUGUUUCUGUAGUUUUUAAUAUGCCUAUUUAACACUGAUAACUUUUGCAUAUGUUCACUUUGUUCUUGAGUAGUAGAAUAAAUUUUCAAUUUUGGCAUUUAAACCAUUGAAUAUAGACAAAUGUAUUUAUUUAACAAUCAGUAUCACUGUAGGGAAAUUAAAAAUGGCGGACAGUCAAGACACACGAAUUAACGUGCAGGAAUAAUUUUUGAAAUUUUCGGUGUUUAACGUGCAAAUAAUCAACAAUUUAUUAGCAGAAUGAUUCAGGCAGAAGCCGUAUUUAUGGAUACCGACCUAAAGUGAGAAAUUAAGUAAACUUAAUGACAAUGAGACUAAUGUCAGCACACACAACCGGUUUACGAUGGGUGGGACAGAGGUCGAAUGGAAACAAGUCAGGAAGGACAAGCGUAGAAGGGCGAAUACAGGUAGUGUGGUCACGGAUAACACCAACAGAAUCAGCAAAAACGAAUCAAGGACUUCAGAUAUUAAAGACACCAUUAACCUGGUAACUUACAGAGUAUUGCAAAUGGACUGAAAAUCUAGGCAACGAAACUUUAUUAUCAAUCUUGACGAAAAAGACAAUGAAAAGCCCUAUGAAUCAGUGGAAUAUUUUCUAGAGUCCACAUUGUCACAAGAGCCUAACAACUUCAUUAUUGUGAAUGCAGAAAGAUUUGGUAGCAAGGACCCACCUUAGAACUCGGUUAACCGUCGUUCCAAGAACAGACCCAGAAUAAGGCCACUUAAUUUUACAGUUUCAUCUGUAGACGAAGCGGACGAACUGAUGAGGCGUAGCUUUCUUCUAAUGGUAGAGGAAUAACUAUGGACCGCUAUUACCCACCGGAAAUUUAGAAGAAACGUAGGGAAAUUUGGUCCAUAUAUAAGGACAUUCGAAAGCGUCUUGGUAGGAAAGUCCAGUUUAAAUGUCAAACAAUGACCGCCAACAACGGCGAGGUCAUAGUAAACGGUUUCCCACGUUGGUCAGACAGCUUUCAACAAUUUCCAACAAAAUUAAUAUAUUUUUAAAAUAUAUCACCAUGCGUCAAUCGAGUCAGACACCAACUUUGCCAGGGCAGGCAAUCACCAACCCUUAUCGUACUCUCAAGUCUUCCCAAAUGUAUGCACACCCGAAGUUUGGACAGCUGGUUUAAUUCGGCACAUUAAAAAAAUAAAUUGAAGUCCCCAAGAUUGUGUAAAUUAUAGACCAAAAACAAUUCAAUGUCAUCUUCGAAAAGUAUUCACAUUACUGUAGAUAGUAUAUUAAAUAAAUAUUUGGAAGAAACUUCUAUAAUAGAAGAAAAUCAAGCUGGUUUUAGAGCAAAAUAUGCAACGACUGAUCAUUUUUUGUUUUGUAUAAACUUAUAGAUCUACUACGGGCUAGAAAGAAAGAAAAAUAUACUGCUCUUAUGUCGAUUUUUCCUCUGCAUUUGACAAUAUCAAAAGAGUUAAUUUGUGGAGAUAACUUCUCCAGUAUGGCAUGUCAGGCAAAUUAAUACGUAUGAUAUACAAUUUGUAAAGCGAUAUUAAAUCCUGUGUUUCUGGUGAGAAUAACAUACUAUCACCAUUCUUUGAAAGUCAAAAGAGGUUACGGCAAGAAGAAAAUUUGUCACCGGUAAUGUUUGAAAAUUUUCUGAAUGAUUUGGCAUCUUUCCUUCUUAAUCUGAACAAUACAGUAGUCGAAAUAAGUGUACGCAACAUGGUCACCUAUCUAAAAUUACUCGCCCUAAUUUACGCUGACGAUACAGCGCUUCGUAGCGAAACUGAAACUGAUUUGAAAGAAAUGAUUGAUGAUUUUGAUAAUUAUUGCAGAACAUUUGAUUUAAAGGUCAAAAUCGAUAAAACAAAGGUAGUUGUUUUGGGACCAAUAGGCCGACUUGCUAUAGUUUCAAAAUAGGAGAACAUAUAAGAAACGGUUACUAAAUUUAAAUAUUUAGGAGUAUUCUUUUCAAGUUUUGGAAGUUUUCUUAACGCAAAAAACGUCUAGUUGAACAUACCAAAAAGGCAAUGCACUUACUAUAUGAACGUAUUUACAAUCUAGAUUUACCGACAGACUUACAAUUACAAUAAUUUGAUCAUACAAUAUUGCCAAUACUAGUAUCCUCGGGUAAAGUACGGGUUUAUGAAAACCUAUAAAAAUAUUGAGAAAGUUCAUCUAAGUUUUUUCAGAAAAAUAACAAAAACUAAAAUGAGCACGUUUGCUUAUAUGCUGUAUUAUGAAACUGGGCGAUACCCAUUAGAAAUAACUAUAAAAUGUAAAAUGAUACAAUUCUGGAUAUCCAUUCUUCGAGGAAAACAAACUAAAAAAUCACAUGUUUGCUAUAGAUCUAUGUAAUAUGAUAAUUGCAGAUCUUUUAAAUGGACAGUUUACAUCAAAUCACGGGGUUUCAAUAUGUGGUUAAAACAAUCUACAAAUACAAACCGUAAUUUACACAAGUGUUAAACUAGUCCAAAUCGACCAGUUCAAACAAGAUUGGCUCUCUGUAAUGAAUAAUUGUUCUAAAGGCAAAAAUUACUCACUGUUCAAGGAGACUCUCGAAUUAGAAUAAUAUUUUAAAAUCUUUCGUCUAUUUUGAAACUCUUUAUGAGUAAAUUCCGUAUGGCGAACUACAAAUUUCCGAUAGAAAUGGGAAGGUACAACCAAUUCUCCCGUUUUUGUUAAAUUAAAUUAAUUUUAUUGAAUUUCAUAACACCGUUUGUAACUUAUUUAUACAGUAUGUUUGUACAAGGCACAGUAUUUUAAGGCACUACAUUGUAUAUCCCCUUUAUCCCUUUUAUUCUAUUAAUAUAUUUAAAAUAACUGUUUCUUCUUUUCCAUGAUAAGAGACAUAUUUCAUACAAAUACGACCAUGAAAAAAUAAACAACCAUUUUAUUUUCGCCACUCGAGACAAAGUCAUCCUACUUCGUAUAAGUAUUAUCAAGCUCUUAUUGACACUGUUGACUAGUCCUAUUUAUCCUCAUGUUUUCAUGUAUGUAUGACCUGAGUGUAGAAAAGAUAUUUGUUGUUGUUGUUAUUGUUGUUGUUGUUGUUGUAUGAUAAUUUGAAACUAUUAUACUAUUAUUCACGAAGUCUACCUAGUAUGUCAGUUUGAGUUAAAUUAUAUAAACUUAACAAUGUUAUCCACACAGCGAUGCAUUAUGGGGUGAAUCAAAUUUUACAUACAAUCGUAUGAAUCUUUCUGAAUCUUACACAACACAAACUCAAAGCUAUUUACUACAGAAAUAAUUGAAACAACAUUGAAAUAAAAUCCUGGAACAACUGUUCAAACUUAGAUUAUGGAAUAGUUCCCGACGUUAAUUCAUGCAUGUUUUUAUCAAGGGAAAUCUGUAGCCGAAUAAUGUUUUAAUUACAUUUUAGAAAAAUGUAAACAAAGAUGGACUCGUCUACGCAGAUUUAGAUUUUCCUAAACCACAAAAAGGACAAACACCUUACAUACACGGCCUUGAUGACAGGACAGUGUAUGAAGAAGUUGAUUUGUCACGAAAGGCUGAU
This is a messenger RNA of Mya arenaria, 6769 nucleotides long. RefSeq names its product hemicentin-1-like. The transcript is spliced from 14 exons. Lineage: Eukaryota; Metazoa; Mollusca; Bivalvia; Myida; Myidae. The record is from RefSeq and is a predicted model, not a curated record. Bases 87 to 3125 code for a protein of 1012 amino acids. Gene Ontology annotation, biological process: cell-cell adhesion. Gene Ontology annotation, molecular function: cell adhesion molecule binding. Gene Ontology annotation, cellular component: cell-cell junction.